CUGGUUAUUUUGCGGCCAUUCUCGUUACUUUAGGGCACCCUCCAAGUACAGCUAGCUGGUCUUUGCAGGUGGAGGACAAGUAACAUUCGUAAUUAGAGAUGUUAUCCGUGAGAGUUGCAGCGGCUCUGGCCAGAAGCCUCCCAAGACGGGCUGGAUUUGUUUCUAAAAAUGUUGCAGCUGCCUGCGUAGGUGUUAAUCACCUCCACACACACAGACCAUGUCUCGCUGCGAAGACUGGUACAGCUGAGGUGUCCUCUAUCUUGGAGGAGAAGAUCCUGGGGGCUGACACCAGUGCAGAUUUGGAAGAGACCGGCCGUGUGUUGUCCAUCGGUGACGGUAUCGCUAGAGUGUACGGUCUCAGGAAUGUUCAGGCUGAGGAGAUGGUGGAGUUCUCCUCUGGGCUCAAGGGCAUGUCUCUGAACUUGGAGCCUGACAAUGUCGGUGUGGUGGUGUUUGGUAAUGACAAACUGAUCAAAGAGGGGGACAUUGUGAAAAGGACCGGCGCCAUCGUGGACGUGCCGGUGGGCGAGGAGCUGCUGGGCCGUGUGGUGGACGCUCUGGGAAAUGCUAUCGACGGGAAGGGUCCUCUGGGGUCCAGCAUCCGUAGGCGUGUGGGUCUGAAGGCCCCUGGCAUCAUCCCCCGGAUCUCUGUGAAGGAGCCCAUGCAGACUGGCAUCAAGGCCGUGGACAGCCUGGUUCCCAUUGGCCGUGGCCAGCGUGAGCUGAUCAUCGGUGACAGGCAGACUGGGAAAACCGCUAUCGCAAUUGACACAAUCAUCAACCAGAGGCGUUUCAACGAAGGCAAAGAUGAGAAGAAGAAGCUCUACUGCAUCUAUGUGGCCAUCGGCCAGAAGAGGUCCACAGUGGCCCAGCUUGUGAAGAGGCUGACCGACGCUGACGCCAUGAAGUACACCAUCGUGGUGUCCGCCACGGCCUCCGACGCCGCUCCUCUGCAGUACCUGGCCCCCUACUCCGGUUGCUCCAUGGGGGAGUUCUUCAGGGACAAUGGCAAGCAUGGCCUCAUCAUCUACGAUGACUUGUCCAAGCAGGCCGUGGCCUACCGUCAGAUGUCCCUGCUCCUGCGUCGUCCACCUGGUCGCGAGGCCUACCCCGGCGAUGUGUUCUACCUGCACUCCCGUCUGCUUGAGAGGGCCGCCAAGAUGCAUGACAACUUCGGGGGCGGCUCCCUGACUGCUCUGCCUGUUAUCGAGACCCAGGCUGGAGAUGUGUCCGCCUACAUCCCCACUAACGUUAUCUCCAUCACUGACGGACAGAUUUUCUUGGAGACAGAGUUGUUCUACAAGGGUAUCCGCCCAGCCAUCAACGUGGGUCUGUCUGUGUCCAGAGUCGGAUCUGCCGCCCAGACCAAAGCCAUGAAACAGGUGGCCGGGACCAUGAAGCUGGAGCUGGCCCAGUACCGUGAGGUGGCUGCCUUCGCCCAGUUUGGCUCUGACCUGGACGCUGCCACCCAGCAGCUGUUGAACAGAGGAGUCCGUCUCACUGAGCUGCUCAAGCAGGGACAGUACUGCCCUAUGGCUAUUGAGGAGCAGGUGACCGUCAUCUACGCCGGUGUCAGAGGUCACUUGGACAAGAUGGACCCUUCCAAGAUCACCCGCUUUGAGAAGGCCUUCCUCGGACAUGUCCUCAGCCAGCACCAGGACCUGCUCACCACCAUCAGGACUGAUGGCAUGAUCUCCCCAACGUCUGAUGCUAAACUGAAGGAGAUCGUGUUGAACUUCUUGUCAAGCUUUGAGUAAUGGAUGGAGCAGCUCCUGAGCCUUCGGUGUGAUUACUGUCUCUGUCCCAUUGUCCUAAUAUUAUAUGUAUGUGAAAUGGUGAAACACUGAAGGCCAAAAUCUCGAUGUACAGAUUUCUCCUAAGAAGAAAUAAAAUUUUACAACCCUCAG
Messenger RNA from Esox lucius (northern pike), 1907 nucleotides. RefSeq names its product ATP synthase subunit alpha, mitochondrial. The record is from RefSeq and is a predicted model, not a curated record. Gene Ontology annotation, biological process: proton transmembrane transport; proton motive force-driven ATP synthesis. Lineage: Eukaryota; Metazoa; Chordata; Actinopteri; Esociformes; Esocidae. Gene Ontology annotation, molecular function: proton-transporting ATP synthase activity, rotational mechanism; ADP binding; ATP binding. The transcript is spliced from 11 exons. The coding region runs from base 99 to 1757 and encodes 552 amino acids.